Messenger RNA from Lottia gigantea (owl limpet), 966 nucleotides. RefSeq lists its product as hypothetical. Gene Ontology annotation, biological process: rRNA processing. The record is from RefSeq and is a predicted model, not a curated record. Lineage: Eukaryota; Metazoa; Mollusca; Gastropoda; Lottiidae. The annotation marks the transcript as partial. The transcript has 7 exons. Gene Ontology annotation, cellular component: small-subunit processome; Mpp10 complex; nucleus.
CUGAAGAAACAGAUAACCAAAUUAGAAGUGUCCAAUUUAGCUUCAAAACCUUGGCAGAUGUCUGGUGAAGUUGGCUCCACUUUACGUCCAGAAAAUAGUUUACUGGAAGAACAUUUACAAUUUGAUCACACAACAAAAAUGAUUCCUGUGAUAACUGAAGAAACUUCUAAAAAUAUAGAAGAUAUUAUUUUACAGAGAAUUAAAGACAAGGCAUGGGAUGAUGUAGAGAGAAAAGUCAAGCCAACAGAAAAUACUAUGGAAUAUAAAAAACGAAUUGUAUUAGAUCAGGAAAAAAGUAAACAAAGUCUAGCCCAGAUAUAUGAAGAUGAAUAUAUUAAACAACAGAAAAAAGACAAGGUAAGAGAAGAAGAUGAAGAAGAGAGAAAUCCUGAAAGAGAAGUAAUAAAAGAGAUGAUGCAAUCAUUAUUUAUUAAACUUGAUGCUUUAUCUAACUUCCAUUACACACCUAAACAUAUUCAACCAGAGUUACGUGUUAUAUCUAAUUUACCAUCAAUAGCAAUGGAAGAAGUGGCACCAGUUUCUAAGAGUGAUGCUCAACUUGUUGCACCUGAAGAAAUUAAGGCCAAGGUUAAAGGUGAACUUAAAGGCACAACUGAGAAGUCUGAAACAGAUAGGAAGAGGGAGAGAAGGAAAAAGAAAGCAGAAAAACGAACAAAGAUAAGAGAGAAAGCUAGACACGAGAAACUAGUCAAUAAGAUGAAUCCAGGUCUAGGCAAUAAAUACAGUAAAGAAAGCGCCUUGAAGGAUUUAGAGAAAAGCAGUAAAAUCAACAAAAAUGAUGUCACUGUUUCUGACAAGAAGAAAUCCUCACUAACAUCCUCUACAACAUUCUUUAAACAAUUACAAGAAGAAGUUCAAUCUCAAGUCCUAUCUCGCAAAGCAGAGAAACAGAAACGAAAAAAUCAGGUUGUAGCAAAUAAUUCAGCAAAAAAAUUAAAACUGUAA